AUGUCUGGCGCAAGGCAUUGGGAGCAAGACAAAGAGGCCACCGUUUAUAUCGGAAACCUCGAUGAGCGGGCCUCAGACAGCCUCGUAUGGGAAUUGAUGUUGCAGGCCGGGCGCAUCGUGAACGUCCAUCUGCCGAAGGACCGGGUUACGCAGUUACACCAGGGGUAUGGAUUCGUUGAGUUUAUCAGCGAGGAAGAUGCCGAAUAUGCAUCGAGAAUCAUGAAUGGAAUUCGCGUCUACGGAAAACCUCUUCGUGUGAACAAGGCAUCGGCCGACAAACAAAAGACUGUAGAAAUUGGCGCAGAGCUUUUUGUUGGCAAUCUCGAUCCCAUGGUCACUGAACAGGUGCUUUAUGAUACAUUCAGCCGUUUUGGUAACCUGAUCAAUCUGCCGAAGAUUGCUCGUGACGAUAAUAAUCUCUCCAAGGGUUAUGGAUUUGUCUCAUUCGCCGACUUUGAAUCUUCGGAUGCAGCCGUCGCCAAUAUGAAUGGUCAAUACCUGAUGAACAAACAGGUGUCGGUGCAGUAUGCAUAUAAGAAGGACGGCAAAGGCGAGAGACAUGGCGAUGAAGCAGAGCGAAUGCUGGCGACCCAGGCACGUAAGCACAAUGUCCAGCCUCCUACACAGCAGCUUCCGCCCCAGUUUGGUGCGCCUGGCCCCGUGUCAGCAACGCCUGUCAUGUCGAAUGGUGACAUUUCACGACCCUUGAGUACCGCACCAUCGCAAGCACCCGACCUCGGCAUGGGUCGUGCUUUGCCAGCUAUGGGUUACCAGAGUGUCCCUCCUCCACACAACCGACCUGUCCCUCCUCCCGCCCCGUCGCUCAACACGCCACCACCUGGCCUUCCCGCGCGGCCACCGCGAUCUCAAGCCGGCUACGGUGGUCCUCAGACCUUCUUACCGCCGGGAUUCAAUGGUGUUGGCCAGCCGCCUUUCAACCCACAAACUGCGCCACCUGGGUUUGGGCCACCUGGAUUUGGACCUCCGACUGGUGCGCCUCCACUACCACCAGGCUUCCAACAGCCCGGAUAUGGUGGCAGCCGGUGA
This is a messenger RNA of Penicillium arizonense, 1047 nucleotides long. Its product is annotated as U2 snRNP complex subunit HSH49. The transcript has 3 exons. The record is from RefSeq and is a predicted model, not a curated record. Gene Ontology annotation, cellular component: U12-type spliceosomal complex; nucleolus. Gene Ontology annotation, biological process: positive regulation of mRNA splicing, via spliceosome. Gene Ontology annotation, molecular function: RNA binding. NCBI's taxonomy places the organism in Eukaryota, Fungi, Ascomycota, Eurotiomycetes, Eurotiales, Aspergillaceae. Bases 1 to 1047 code for a protein of 348 amino acids.